AUGCCCGUUAUGCAACCACACAACCGCAGGAGCCCACGAGGUAGCCACAGUGGAAGCUACGACUCCAGCAGUUUCGAGAAGGAAAAUCAUCACCACAAGCACAACCUACCAUGCUACGGCCACCACCACAACCAAGUGGACCACUACCGCCAAAGUACCCCUGGUUCACCUCAUCAUUCCUUCUUUCCAGGAUUUGCCGAUGAAUUCUUUCAUCACUCGCCCUUUCGCAACUCAUUCGACGAGUGGAUGCCAGUCCUACGAAACUUGGAACGAGGUGAAGACCACAUCAUUCAUCAUUCGUCUCCCGGAUACGAGAUCAAUGAAAAUGACAAGGACUACCAGAUCGCCAUUGAUGUUCCAGGAGUGCAUUUGUCCGAUUUGAACUUGCAACUGGAAAACUAUGGACACGUCCUUCACGUCCAGGGAACACGUCAAAUCCAUCGUGAGGGCAAGCUGUGCUCGGCAAAGUUCGAGAAGCGAUUCCGAAUUGGUCACAACAUUGACCAUGAUUCCAUUACGGCACACUUGUCGGAGGGAGUUCUCGUCGUGACUGCUCCCAAGCUCCGAGAAGUCAAGAAGAAGCCCAAGCACAUCAAUAUCCACGAGGGUGAGCAACCCUAA
Molecule: messenger RNA, 621 nt
Organism: Seminavis robusta
Lineage: Eukaryota; Bacillariophyta; Bacillariophyceae; Naviculales; Naviculaceae
Source: the annotation of a GenBank genome assembly